CUCAGCCAAGCAACAAAGUUGCGGAUCAGAGCUGCUGUUCUUCGGUGUGCAAUGGACGGCCGUCUAGAGACUGAAUUGUAUCCUAUGGGAUCAAGUUACGCAGAAUUAGACGUUGUUCACGAUAUUGCAGUUGGCACAAAGAGAGGAUCUGACGAGCUGUUCUCCUGUGUUUCCAGUGGGCCCUAUAUCAUGAGCACAGCAGCCAACGGCAACGACAGCAAGAAGUUCAAAGGUGAAAUCAGAAGUCCCGCUGCUCCGUCCAGAGUUAUACAUGUCCGGAAGCUGCCCAAUGACAUAAACGAAGCAGAGGUCAUCUCCCUCGGCCUUCCAUUUGGCAAAGUCACCAAUCUGCUCAUGCUAAAGGGAAAGAACCAGGCUUUCUUGGAAAUGAAUACCGAAGAAGCCGCACAGACGAUGGUUACUUACUACUCCUCCGUAACACCCGUCAUCAGAAAUCAUCCCAUCUUUAUGCAGUACUCCAACCACAAAGAGCUGAAAACAGACAACUCACCAAACCAAGUGAGGGCACAGGCAGCACUGCAGGCAGUAAAUGCUGUCCAGACAGGUAGCAUGACUUUAGGUGCUGUUGACCCAUCCGGUAUGACUGGCCCCAGCCCUGUCCUGAGAGUCAUCGUUGAAAACCUCUUCUACCCCGUGACCUUAGAUGUCCUGCACCAGGUAUACACUUCCUCUAGUCUAUUCUACACCGUGACCUUAGAUGUCCUGCACCAGAUCUUCUCCAAGUUUGGUACAGUGCUGAAAGUGAUCACAUUCACCAAAAACAACCAAUUUCAAGCUCUACUCCAGUUUGCCGAUGGCCUGACAGCUCAACAUGCCAAGCUGGCUCUAGAUGGCCAGAACAUCUAUAAUGGCUGCUGUACCCUGCGCAUUAGCUUUUCCAAACUUACCAGCUUAAAUGUCAAAUACAAUAAUGACAAGAGCCGUGACUACACUCGUCCAGACCUGCCCACAGGGGACAGCCAGCCUGCUCUUGAACAUCACGCCAUGGCUGCUUUCGCUACUCCCGGAAUCAUCUCUGCCUCACCAUACGCGGGAGCACACGCCUUCCCUCCGGCUUUUGCUAUCCAGCAGGCUGCAGGGUUGACAAUACCUGGGGUUCAUGGAGCCCUCGCCUCACUAGCCAUUCCUGGGGCAGCAGCAGCUGCUGCGGCUGCAAGCAGACUGGGCUUCCCCUCCCUCCCCGGCACCCACUGUGUCAUGCUGGUCAGCAACCUGAACCCAGAGAGAGUUACGCCCCACUGCCUCUUUAUUCUCUUCGGUGUAUAUGGGGAUGUAUUGAGAGUAAAAAUCAUGUUCAACAAAAAGGAGAACGCUCUCAUACAGAUGUCUGAUGGGACACAGGCCCAGCUCGCAAUGAGCCAUCUAAGUGGGCAGAAGUUAUACGGCAGGCCCCUGCGCAUCACACUGUCCAAACACACGACUGUCCAGAUGCCACGGGAGGGACAUGAAGACCAGGGUCUCACCAAAGACUACAGCAACUCUCCUCUCCAUCGCUUCAAGAAGCCAGGCUCAAAAAACUACUCCAACAUCUUUCCUCCCUCAUCUACCCUGCACCUGUCUAACAUCCCACCCGCCGUUGUUGAAGAUGACCUCAAGAUGCUUUUUGCUAGCAGUGGUGCUCUUGUCAAGAACUUCAAGUUUUUUCAGAAGGAUCGCAAGAUGGCUCUGAUUCAGAUGGGUUCUGUGGAGGAAGCAAUCGAGUCCCUUAUCCAGUUCCACAACCAUGAUCUCGGAGAAAACCACCAUCUUAGGGUUUCCUUCUCCAAGUCCACCAUUUGAGAUAAAUAUUGUCUAGAAUGGACGGGAGUGGCCAGUCAUUUUAAACCUUAAUGAGUCUUAAUCACUUAAGCUCACUUCCAUCAUUCCAUUAUUUUAUUUAAGAGGCAUUUUAGUGGAUAUUUACAAAUGUACUUUUAUUUUAUUUUAUUCAAAGUUUUAGAACAGGUGUAUUAUUUGUUUGCCCCGCAAAGUUCAUUAACUAUUUAUCACUCCAUUUAUCAUUUUCAGUCUAGUUAAGGCUUAAAAAUGAUUUCUGUAAAAGCAGAGAUGAACCACUUCAGGCCUUUGAUUCCAUUUGUACCAUUUGUGCCUUCAGAUCUCUGGAACCUCAGUCAAACAUCUGCAACUAAUGUUUGCAAAUCUGUGGAUUACAGUCUAUUUCAUGCCCUCAGGGCCAAGCAUUGACACUCCUAUGAGACAUGGGUAAUUUCAUCAGGCUGAUGGUACAGGCCUUAAACUCUGCACCUCUGUGUUAUGUAUCUCCCAGUAGGCUCGUAUUCAUCAUAUCCUCUAGCUUUAGCGUUUAUACUGUAUUUUAGACAUAGAAUGUUUACAGGCAUUUUUCUCCAAGUUACUGCAAUCAUUUGUGUUUAAAUCCUAUAGUGUUGUCAAGAUUUGUAUUGUUUUUAUACUAUGGGCCAUUGCAUGUUGGCUGUGGUCAGUGGAUCAUUAAGUGCUGACCGUUUACUGUUUGUCCUGUAUUUUGCGUAGAUGUUCAGUGUCAGGCUUCAUGUUAUUGUGUGAUAUAGUAGAUCAUUUAAGCUAUUCUACUCCAAUGCCCCAUGUAUUUUAUGUAUUCAUGUACCUAUGUGUACACUACAGCUUGAUACCAAAGCCUUUCAUCCAUGUACCUGCGUAAGAGACAUCUUGACACCUUUUAGCCUCACAACAAACAGCAUGUACAAACAUGUCCUUUCAGAGUGUCUUGAUGCUUUCCCUUCUUUGUAGAGAACAGUACUGUGUGAUGGAAAGAGUUCAAGUUAAUUGGGAUGGGUGACAGACAUUACUGAUAAUCAGCACACCUGCUGAAUUGUGCACAUCAUAAUGCUGCGAUCCGACACAAUGGCCUUCAGUGACCUCUGUAAAAUGAGUUUGGGCCUUUGAAAUCUGACAAGUGCCUUUUUAAAAUGUCUCGGUUGACUCACAGCAGUCCAUCCUGGUGACAUUCAGCUGCAUUAACUUUCAAAAGAUGUUUUAUGAAAGGCCUGAUGAUGGCCUCAAUUUGGCACUCGGACCGGAAAUUAUAAAGAAAAUUGAAUCUACUUUGUUUAUAUUAUAUUCCCGGCAAUGUUUCAUAAUGGAUCAAGUUAUUUUACUUUAAUAUUUUACAUUUUCUCAUUAGGUUCUGUGUUUUUUCUUCUUCUUUGUUAUAUGUUUUACAAUUUGUGUGGGACCAAUCUGAAAAAAAAAAAAGAGGUGGCGCUUUAAAAAAAAAAAAAUGCAAAUGCUCCUUGGAUAUAGAAAAAAGCCGCUUUAUCAUUUUUGAGAACAUUGAUUCUUCACAGUGGCUGGAUAACCUGAUUAUGCAUCCUUGCACAACAUUAAAAACCCUCAAUUUACAACAUCUGCCUUAGGUAAAGUGCUUUUUCUUAUAGUGGACAGAUGAGGUGUAAAUACUAUUUUUGUAUCACAAUGUUAAAAGUUAUGGGUUUUUAUAUUUCCUGAAAACAUGUAUAUUUUGAUUACAGCUAUGGACCAUCAUCAUGCAAAAAUAUAGUUCAAUAUAAAAUGGUUAAAAAUCAGGAUUACACUGUUUUCAGUCUUUAAUCUUGUUUUUCAUGGCAUUCCUAGUUGUACUUUUUGCCUUCAAUAAAUACUUCUUUACUCAA
Messenger RNA from Ctenopharyngodon idella (grass carp), 3629 nucleotides. RefSeq names its product polypyrimidine tract binding protein 1b (gene ptbp1b). Gene Ontology annotation, molecular function: mRNA binding. Lineage: Eukaryota; Metazoa; Chordata; Actinopteri; Cypriniformes; Xenocyprididae. Gene Ontology annotation, cellular component: nucleus. Bases 52 to 1800 code for a protein of 582 amino acids. The transcript is spliced from 16 exons. The record is from RefSeq and is a predicted model, not a curated record. Gene Ontology annotation, biological process: mRNA processing; regulation of RNA splicing; regulation of cell differentiation.